Penicillium griseofulvum is the source of this 1140-nucleotide messenger RNA. RefSeq names its product asparaginase ahrA. Lineage: Eukaryota; Fungi; Ascomycota; Eurotiomycetes; Eurotiales; Aspergillaceae. Gene Ontology annotation, molecular function: asparaginase activity. The coding region runs from base 1 to 1140 and encodes 379 amino acids. The record is from RefSeq and is a predicted model, not a curated record. The transcript is spliced from 3 exons.
AUGGGGUUCUCUCUUCGGACACUCGCGGUUUCAGCUCUGGCUAUUACAACCUAUGCAUCUCCUUUGAUUUCCCCCCGAACAGCAAACACAUCCUAUACCAACUCCAAUGGCCUGACAUUCAACCACUUCAACAAUUCCCUUCCUAAUGUAACCAUCCUAGCCACCGGCGGCACCAUCGCCGGCACAAGCAAGGACAAAACCGCAACAGCAGGCUACAAAUCCGGCGCCCUAGGAAUCAACACUCUCCUCUCCGAAAUACCAGAUAUCUUCAACGUCGCCAACAUCGCCGCCAUCCAGGCAAAUAACGUCAACAGCGGUGACAUCUCCUCAUCCCUCCUCUUGAACCUGACUCACAGGCUCCAGACAGAAGUCUGCGAUGAUCCCACCAUGUCCGGAGCCGUGAUCACUCACGGAACCGACACCCUCGAAGAGUCCGCCUUCUUCAUCGACGCAACGGUAAACUGCGGCAAGCCUAUUGUAUUUGUCGGCUCGAUGCGGCCCUCUACCGCUAUCUCAGCGGAUGGACCCAUGAAUCUCUUGCAGGGAGUAAAUGUUGCCGCAGAUAAGAAUGCUAAGGACCGUGGAGCAUUGGUUGUUCUAAACGAUCGGAUUGUCUCGGCUUUCUUCGCAACAAAGACACAUGCGAAUACCAUGGAUACCUUCCAGGCAUAUGAGCAAGGAAGCCUGGGAUUCAUUGUGUCGAACAAGCCCUACUUCUAUUACCCGGCUGUGCAGGCAAAUGCAAAGCACGUUGUUGAUGUGUCCGAUCUGGAUGCCAUACCUCGUGUAGAUAUCCUGUAUGCUUAUGAGGAUAUGCAGACCGAUUCGAUUUAUAGUGCUGUGCAGAAUGGUGCGAAGGGUGUCGUGAUCGCUGGCCAGGGCGCAGGUGGUGUUUCCACGGAUUUUGCUUCUGCUAUCAAUGAUAUCGUUGCGAAGCACAAUAUCCCUGUUGUGUUAUCGCACCGUACUGUAAACGGCGAAGUACCUACUGCUGCUAUCACUGCCAAGAAUGCGCAGACACCGAUUGCUAGUGGAAUGUUCAAUCCCCAGCAGUCUAGGAUCUUGCUUGGGUUGUUGUUGGCUGAGAAGAAGGGUCUUGUGGAGAUCCGAGAGGUGUUCUCGAAGGCUACCGUUGCUUGA